UUUCUUUGGUGUGAUGACUUCUUUGAUUUUAGCUUUUACUAUAAUUUUAGUGACUUUAUUUCCAGCAUGCUCUCCGGGAACAUAUACUGGCCUCGGCUACAAAUUCUCUAUUGACAAAAUACAAAUGGAAAAAGCUCCUUUGAAGACGUUUGUAACAAAUUUAAGGUACCCUUUUGAAGAUCACACCAUCACUACACGAGACGGAUAUGUUCUUACUUACCAUCGAGUGGCAGCAUCAUCUCCCGAGGUGGAAGGUAAAAGGAAGGAAGAAGCUCACAGACAUCCUGUUCUCCUUGUACACGGUAUCCUACAAUCCUCAGCGUUCUACCUGGCAAUACCACAAGGACUGGCGUACAGGUUGGCAGACGCUGGGUUCGAUGUAUGGGUGGCAAACCACAGAGGCAAUCCUUACUCAAAGGCUCACCUGAACCUCAACCCGACGUUGAAUUCAAAGUAUUGGCAGUUCAGCUUUGACGAGAUGGGAAAAUUUGACUUACCCGCAGCUGUUGACUAUAUUCUUAAGAAAACUAAUAAGAAGACUCUUUCUUACAUAGGGUUUUCCAUGGGAACCACAAUGUUCUGGACGUUCGCCCACUAUUGGCCGGAUUACAUGACCAAGAUAGAUCGUAUGAUAGCAAUGGCUCCAAUCGCUAUACCUAACUCACUCAGUGUUGUCAUAAGUAAAUUCCAAAAUGGAGCAGUGAAUUCCAUUCUAAGGUCCCUCAACAUGUUGAAUUUUUAUGAGUUUCGACCGGAUUACAGAAGAUUUGCGUUCAUAGCUCGAUCCCCGUGUAGUGGUCCGGAAACAAAGAAAGGUUGGUUAUGUAGGGGGAUUGUUAAGUUGGUUUGUUUGUUAACCGGCAUGGAACAAGAUCUUUUAAGUUACAAGGACAUGUUAAGUACACUGGAUUUCAUGUCUGCUGUAAAUAAUCUCCAACAAUAA
Messenger RNA from Macrosteles quadrilineatus (aster leafhopper), 943 nucleotides. Its product is annotated as lipase 3-like. The record is from RefSeq and is a predicted model, not a curated record. The transcript has a single exon. NCBI's taxonomy places the organism in Eukaryota, Metazoa, Arthropoda, Insecta, Hemiptera, Cicadellidae. The coding region runs from base 14 to 943 and encodes 309 amino acids.